AAAGGAUCUACCAGACAAGCAGUUACGGGAACCUUGUGGGAAUCGGCUUGGCUUCACUGAGACGGCGUUUGGCAGGUGUCUUUGGAGCCUGACCCCUUCCAACACUUCCUAUGGAACCGAAUCAGUCUUCAAGUCACGGUGAUGGAGCCAGAUGGUUAGGGGAAACCAGCUGCCCCCUGAAAGUCACCGAAGACAUCUGGUUUGGAUGCUGUUCCUGCACCUAUGUCACCAGAGAUCAGCAUGCAAUUUUGAGCCAUCUGGCUGCCCAUGGUGAUGAACAAUCCAAGUGCCAGCAUCCUCCCAUGUAUGAUGGCUCGUCCCAAGUGCUCGGCAACACUCGGAACCACAAGAGUGAAAAGCCUUUUAAGUGCAAGCUUUGCUCUCAAGAGUUUGCUUAUAAUUCCCUUCUGACCUGUCAUAAUCGAACACAUGCUGGUGAAAAACAAUUUAAGUGCAUGCAAUGCCCCAAAGCCUUCACAUGGAGGAAAAGUCUGAUGUACCACAAUCAAACACACACAGGUAAAAAGCCAUUUAAAUGCAAGCUUUGUCCCAAAGAGUUCGCUUCUAAUUCCCUCCUGACCUUACAUAAUCAUUUGCACACUGUUGAAAAGCCAUUUAGAUGCAUGAGGUGCACCAAAGCCUUUGCUAAAAAUUCUUCUCUGCGAAGACAUAAUCGAACACACACAGGUGAAAAGCCAUUUAAGUGCAUGCAAUGCCCCAAAGCCUAUGUUCAGAGUAGAAAUCUGAUCUACCACAACCGAACACACACAGGUGAAAAGCCAUUUAAGUGCAAGCUUUGCCCCGAAGAGUUUGCUUGUAAUUCCCUUCUGACCUACCAUAAUUAUUUGCACACUGGUGAAAAGCCAUUUAAGUGCUUGCAAUGCCCCCAAGCUUUCAUUCAAAAUUCCCAUCUGCGUCAUCAUAAUCAACUACACACUGGUGAAAAGCCAUUUAAGUGCAAGCAGUGCCCCCGAGCCUUUGCUCAAAGUUCCUCUCUGAGAUAUCAUAAUCGAACACACACUGGUGAAAAGCCAUUCAAGUGCAAGUGGUGCUCCAAAGCCUUUGCUGAAAGUAGCGGGCUGACCCACCACAAUCGUACGCACACAGGUGAAAAGCCAUAUAAGUGCAAGCAGUGCCCCAAAGCCUUUGCUCAUAGUUCCUCUCUGAGAUAUCAUAAUCGAACACACACUGGUGAAAAGCCAUUGAAGUGCAAGCAGUGCCCCAAAGCCUUUGCCCACAGUUCCUCUCUGAGAAAUCAUAAUCGAACACACACAGUUGAAAAGCCAUUUAAGUGCAAGCAGUGCCCCCGAGCCUUUACUGAUAAUUGUGCUCUGAUAAAUCAUAAUCGAACACACACUGGUGAAAAGCCUUAUAAGUGCAAGCAGUGCCCCUUAGCCUUUGCUAACAGUAGCAGUCUGACUUACCACAACAGAGCACACACAGGUGAAAAGCCAUUUAAGUGCAAGCAGUGCCCCAAAGCCUUUGCUCGAAGUGCCUCUCUGGAGUAUCAUAAUCGAACACACACUGGUGAAAAGCCAUUUAAGUGCAAGCAGUGCCCCCAAGCCUUUGCUAUAAAUUCUUCUCUCCAAAGACAUAAUCGAACACACACAGGUGAAAAGCCAUUUAAGUGCAAGCAGUGCCCCAGAGCCUUUGCUCAAGAUACGACUCUGAGAAUUUAUAAUCGAACACACACUGGUGAAAAGCCAUUUAAGUGCAAGCAGUGCCCCCGAGCCUUUGCUCAAAAUUCUGGUCUGAGAAAUCAUAAUCGAACACACACUGGUGAAAAGCCAUUUAAGUGCAAGCAGUGCCCCUUAGCCUUUGCUCAAAAUUCCUCUCUACAAAACCAUAAUCGAAUGCAUACAGGUGAAAAGUCAUUUAAGUGCAAGCAGUGCCCCCAAAGCCUUCUCUCAUAAUGCUAGUCUUAUCCUCUAUUAUCGAAAACAGUGUUUAAGGGGAAACAAGGGUCUUUAAGUUUUUCUAAAUUUUUCAUUUAUCGUGCCGAAAUUUAGGAUACUGAUCUCUUUCUCAAUGGUGAUUUCAA
Messenger RNA from Ixodes scapularis (black-legged tick), 2041 nucleotides. RefSeq names its product zinc finger protein 420-like. The transcript is spliced from 3 exons. Bases 111 to 1913 code for a protein of 600 amino acids. Lineage: Eukaryota; Metazoa; Arthropoda; Arachnida; Ixodida; Ixodidae. The record is from RefSeq and is a predicted model, not a curated record.